AUGGGAAUGAAGGGUGAUUUUCAAUUUGGGUCUGAUUCAAAUUCGUUGAAUCUUCUCUCUGAGGUUUCUGUUGUUGUCAAAAAUUGGGAGGAAGAUGAUGUUGAGAAGGCCAUGGCCAUGGCUGUGAGAAGUUGCUGCUGCAACCCAGUUCAUGGAUAUGGAUUUGAUGGGUGUUUGAUUCCUCAGAAGGCCAUGGUCAAGCAAACCAAAGGGGUUUUUUCAUCAUCAUCAUCAUCAUCAUCUUCCUUGGAUAUGUUGGCUGAAGUUGCAACCCAACAAUUGAUGGAGUUGGAGGAUGGGAAUGGACUCACAACCAACUGGGUUUUUGAAGAAAAAGCUGUUCUUGCAGAAUUAAUCAGUUUCUGUGCUAAAAAGAAAAGGUCAGAGUUCAAAACUUUCCACUUCAGUGACAUUAACAUACCCAAGAAGAAAAGGUCAAGUAUGAGGAGGACUCAAAGAAGGUUUUUGCCACAUGCUGCUCAUGAUUCUGUCCAAAGUGUAAGUUGUAUGAAUAUGAAAAGGAAGAGGCUUUCUGCUCAUUCUGGGAGUGAUCAUGGUCAUGAAGACAACAACAAUGAAGCAUUAGUGCAAAAGAAACAAAAGCUGGUUCAUGUGCAAAGUACUGCAGAUGUAAAUUCACUGAAGACGUCUGAUGACACAGUGCAGCGCUGGUCGAUCAGGUGUAAAUCCCAGUUUCGCUUUGCACUUGUUAAGGUUAGCAAGACAAAGGCGGAGGUUCAGCAAUGUGGACACGGUGCAAGCACUUACAGCAGUAGCCAAAAUGGGCAAAGGGGCUCCUCCAUUUCAUUCAUCACCCAUGACUGUUAA
Molecule: messenger RNA, 828 nt
Organism: Prunus armeniaca (apricot)
Lineage: Eukaryota; Viridiplantae; Streptophyta; Magnoliopsida; Rosales; Rosaceae
Source: the annotation of a GenBank genome assembly